Molecule: messenger RNA, 580 nt
Organism: Etheostoma cragini (Arkansas darter)
Lineage: Eukaryota; Metazoa; Chordata; Actinopteri; Perciformes; Percidae
Product: translation initiation factor IF-2, mitochondrial-like
Exons: 3
Coding region: 101-478 (125 amino acids)
Source: RefSeq, a predicted model, not a curated record
AGGGUCGAUCUACGGCUUCAACGUGGCGGCCAGCCGGCCGGUGCAGCAGCUGGCCGGUCGCCAUGGCGUCCCGCUGCGUCUGCACAGCAUCAUCUACAAGAUGGUGGACGAGCUGAAGGCGGAGCUGAGCAGCCGCCUCCCCCCCCUGCUCUCGGAGAACCUCGUCGGGGAGGCGACGGUUCUCGCCAUGUUCGACGUCUCCGUGGGGAAGAAGAAGGUUCCUGUUGCCGGCUGUCGGGUCCAGAAGGGUCAGCUGGACCGCCGCCUCCGGUUCAGACUGAUCCGGGGCCCAGACACCAUCUGGGAGGGGUCUCUGGCGGCACUGAAGCACCACCGAGACGACGUGCAGACGGUGAAGGCGGGGAUGGACUGCGGCCUAUCAGCUGACGGCGGCGUGGACUUCAGACCCGGUGAUGUCAUCGUCUGUUACGAGGAGCGCGAAGAUCCGCAGGUCACGUCCUGGGACCCCGGCUUUUAAAACUACACUUCCCAGCAUGCUCUGCUGCAAACGGGAAGCUCUACGGGACUGAUGGAUGUAAAAUGUAAAUGUGCGACUAUUAAAUUAAUCUCCAACUAUUCU